Molecule: messenger RNA, 1074 nt
Organism: Syzygium oleosum
Lineage: Eukaryota; Viridiplantae; Streptophyta; Magnoliopsida; Myrtales; Myrtaceae
Product: ethylene-responsive transcription factor 3-like
Exons: 1
Biological process (GO): regulation of DNA-templated transcription
Molecular function (GO): DNA binding; DNA-binding transcription factor activity
Source: RefSeq, a predicted model, not a curated record
AAUUCCCACGCACAAAUUCCUAACUCCUCCCGCAAUCUCUCCCUCUCCCUCUCCCUCUCCCUCCCUCUUGCGCACCUACCGUCUCCCAUUCUCUCACCCAAAACCCACCUCCCCCACCACCACCCCCAUGCGGCGGCCCGGGGCCACCGCGGGCCUCGCGGCGGCGGCGGCGGCGGCGGGGGACCCCGAUCGCCGCCGGAGAUCAGGUACCGGGGCGUGCGGCGGCGGCCGUGGGGCAAGUUCGCCGCCGAGAUCCGGGACCCGGCGAGGAAGUGCCGGAUCUGGCUCGGCACCUUCGCCACCGCGGAGGGCGCGGCCCGGGCCUACGACGCGGCGGCGCGCGGGAUCUACGGGGCCAAGGCGCGGACCAACUUCGCCGCGGACCCCCAGUCCGCCGGGUCGCAGGCCACCGGCCUCGACCAGGCUCACAACCAUCGGCCCGACCGCGAGGCCGCCAGCGACGGGUUCGACGCCAGCCGGCCCGCGAGCAGCAGCUUGAGCAGCACCGUGGAGUCGUUCGGCGGGCCCAGGGUUCCGAAUCGGGUUCCGGUGGCUGCUCACCGGAGACCGGCCCAACCUCCGGUCCCGGGCGAUGAUUGCCACAGCGACUGCGGCUCUUCCUCGUCCGUGGUCGAUGAGGCGGAGGAUUGUUGCGCGACGGCGCAAUUUAGCCGCCGGGUCUUGCCCUUCGAUCUCAAUCUUCCGCCGCAGACGGACUGCCCCUGCGCCGGCGGCGAUCUCGACGGUGAUGAUUUAACGGCCACUGCUCUGUGCCUGUGAUGAAUUACCGCGUUUGGAGUUUGUGUGUUGAUCUUCAUCAUCAUCUUCUUGCUGGCUUCAAACUCAUCUUUCCCACUCUCAUUGAUCGAAACAGAAAUUGGAAAACUUGGCCACUUGGGUUUUGCCGACAUGAUCUGACUAAUUGAGCUGUAGCAAUUGUACGUAUGAAAUCGAAGAUCGAUAGUUGGAUCAUGUGGAAUACAAUCUGGCAUUCCCUCUUUUGAUCUGUGGUUGUGCUCUGUACAGAGAAUUUCAUCUUUUUGCAGUUGACUGUUUUUGCUCUGGUUUGCAUCA